Condylura cristata (star-nosed mole) is the source of this 1347-nucleotide messenger RNA. RefSeq names its product chromosome unknown open reading frame, human C20orf96. The record is from RefSeq and is a predicted model, not a curated record. The transcript is spliced from 11 exons. The coding region runs from base 121 to 1152 and encodes 343 amino acids. NCBI's taxonomy places the organism in Eukaryota, Metazoa, Chordata, Mammalia, Eulipotyphla, Talpidae.
UCGAGUGGCCUAGGGGACCGCGGGAUAAGUGCUGGGAGAAGGAAAUCGUAGCAGCCGAAUUAGUAGGCAUCCAAGAGACCAGGGUCCUACGGACUCACGCCUCGUCUUCCCUUUUGUCCAAUGGCGCAGGCCGUUCAGAAGCCCAGCCACUAUAGCAUUCGCUCGGCAAACCACAAGUUCCAGAGUCUGGCCUAUGCUCAGUGGCAGCGGUCCAAGCAGAAAACCAAGCCAUCUGCUCUUCCUCCAGUCCAACAAGCCAACAGCCACAAGAGGAGCAAAAUGAAGACUUUGACAAAUGUUCAGCCAGCCUUGCACUCCAUGCCCGCCUUGCCGAGGCCGAACCAACAGAGGUAUUCACGAGGAAAGGUGGACCCUGCGGAGACACAGGCCAGAGCCCGGCUCAUGCGGGCGUUGAUCAAGAACCGGCGGAGCGCACUGCAGGAGCUGUGCCACCACCAGAAGUUCCUCACCCAGCACAACCAGCGCCUGGUGAGGGCCGUCCGGGACCUGGAGGACGCCGCGGCCCGGACCGUGCGGACCACGCUGCAGCAGCAGGAGACCCUGUCGACCGUCAUCGACAUCUUGGAGUACUCCAACAAGAAGAAGCUGCAGCAGUUUAAGUGUGAGCUCCAGGAGUGGGAGGAGAAGGCGGCAUCCAGAGUGAGCCAACUGGAGCAGCAGUUGGAGCAGCUGAAGGCCAAGAUCCAGAAGACCCAGGAGGAAGUGAACUUCUUGAGCACAUACAUGGACCAUGAGUAUCCUGUCACGUCGGUCCAGAUCGCCACCCUCAUGCGCCAGCUGCAGCAGAUGAAGGACAGCCAGCAGGACGAGCUGGACGAACUUAACGAGAUGCGCAGCACGGUCCUGGCGUACUUGUCCAAGCAGAUACAGGAGAAGCAGAAGAAUCUUCUGAUGUCUCUGGUGGUGAAAACCCAGGCUCCCCACGAGAAGACACUUCUGCAGAAGACCCGCGACACUCAGCGGUUGCGGAAAUACUUGGAAAAGUUCAGAGAGUUUGUUGGCCAGUAUGAAGCGGAAAUACCCUUAUUACGGAAGGAGGUGAAACAGCUCCAUGCCCAGAUCCUGGAUCCCCGAGAGGUCUUAUUUGCGGACGUCCUGCUUCGGAGGCCCAAAAAACUGUCAGGUCCAUGAAGUGCUCAUGAGGCACCAGCACUGUGGCUGUCAGCAGCCCUUGUUCUCACCUCCGUGGAGACACGUCUUGGGCCAGACCUUGACUGCUGCUGAGCCGCACGAGAAAGCGACUCCACCACAGCAGGAGCUGUGAACAGGGCGGCUGGGCCGGGGAGAACUGCCAGGCCAGCCGGAGCCCGACAGGUGCAGGGAAGU